UUUGCACGGAGCUCGUAUUAAAGCGAUGUCCUGGUCAGUGAGGCUGGAAAGUUUUGAGACUUGUUCUGGAUACCGUACCUGCAGAGCGAAGUUCCGCAUGUCCCAAGACAGUUUUGCCAACACUGAACCCACCCCUGAUCCAAGUGUACUUUCAGGAGCCCAGCCUUUUGUCCAAAGGAGUUCUCUCUACAUUCAAAAUCAAGGAGCUGAAGCUGGAAUCCAGCAUCCCAUCGGAGGAUCCUUGGAGCAGCCUUCUCAAUCUACCUGCAGGACGAGUGGGGACAGGGCAGGGAAGCAAGCCUGAAGGAGAUGACCAGACCUGGGGUCAGCUUCUAAAAGGACUGCAAAAUAUACCUUCACAGUCAGGAAGAUAUAGCACAAUCUGACCUUGAACAAUCAAACGGUCCUUACUUAUAUGAAGUGUGUGUGUAUAUAUAUAUAUAUAUAUAUAUAUACAUGCAUAGUCAAUCGAUACACGCAUACAAAAAAUCAGUGCAUACAGUCCACACACCCAGCCAAGGACUAGCUUACAGCUGCAAGACCGGUCCGUACACACAAAGAGGCAACCUGUAUACGCACAGCAGAGCUCGCGACUUCUGUAAGUUCUGCCGUCUGGUCCCCUGGACGAUGAGCGAUGCCCCCACCCUGGACUACGAGCUCCUGUCCCCAGGGCCCUCGGAUGGGGCCCCCACAGCCGGGCCCAGCCUCUCAGGGGGAGCCGAGCAGAAGACCGCCUUUGCCUUCGUAGGCCUCCUGCUAGUCUUCCUGGUGGUUCUGGUGGUACGCUGCUUUCGCGUGCUGCUGGACCCCUACAGCCGCAUGCCCUCGUCCUCCUGGGGCGAACGCAAGGAUGGGCUGGAGAGGGGUCAAUUUGACUACGCGCUCGUGUAGACACCCCCCCCCCCGCCCGCGCAGCCCGCACAGCCCGCACAACCACUCUGAAACCAUAUCUACAAUGCCUUGUUCAAUGCUGUGUAGUCUUCAGUUUCCUAGGUUGGCCACAAGGGGGAGAGGGUGGGGUUUGUUGUACACCUGCUUUUCCAGGACUGGCCACCUAAAUGCUUGUGAAAUUUAGUCGAGCCCCCUUUUAUGUCUUGUUUUCUCACUGUCUAGUUUGAGAAGCACCAUGCUACUAAUGCGCCACAUUUCCAUCUAAUCUGCAACCGACAUUAAGAUGAUGGUAGAAGGACACCAAUAAGUACCUGUUUGCAAGUUCUUUCAUCUGCAUUAAAUAAUUGCAUGAAUCAGCAUUAUCCAUUUUGCACUUUGCGGUUGAAUACCCGCCUGUAGUGUCCAUUGCGAGCUGGAGAGAUGUUUUAUGGUGCUGACUGUUUCCAUCAAUGCAGUUAGAAUUGGGACUUCACCAGCAUGGAUUGCUGAUCUCUCAUUUCUAAUGGAAACGUGGCAUUUGGGAAUCCCAUUUCACCAGUGGUUCUAGAGUAUAACUAGGGCUGUAAAGUUGAUCGUGAAACAAGAUCUCACUUUGUUUUCACCCGUAACUUGAAUGAGGCUCUGAUAAUUGUAACAAAAAAACAACAACAACAACAAAAAAGUUCAGUUCAAUUGCUUUUCCCGGAUUUAAAAUCUUAAUGACUUGUUGCAAAAAUGUUAUAACCUGUUUUGUAAAUAAUCCUCAUAAUUACGAUUAAGUUAAAUCAGUUUAACUUCUCUCGCUAUUUGCAUUCGGUUUUACAUUAUCAAUGGAACAGAAUCCUGGUGUCAAUCAAGUUAUGGAAGAAAAAACAAAAAUGAACUUGUUGCACAAUCAAUGCUUUUCCAAGAGUUCAAUUGAACAUUCAGCUAAAAAAAAAAUAAAUAAAAAGGACAUCACGUGAUCAAAAAUUAAAAAAAAAGACGAAAAUCAAAGAGCCCUAACUAUCAGAUGCUUGCACUGCAGGAAAUGCAGGGGCUAGAAAUAUGGUUUGAAAUGCAGACAGUUUAUUUUGGUAGGCAUCGUGGCUCAGUGGUUAGAGCUGAUGGUUGGGAGCUUGUGGAUUCCGUAUUCAAGCAACCCUUAACAGCUUCUGCCUAAACUCAAGGAUGAAUGGUGCAGCACACAGAAUAUAACUGCAACAGCCUGCAGAACAGCAACCCCAACCCUUCCAUGAAGACAGUAUGAAACAGUUUUUAAUAUUGAGAGUCCACAAGGCGAAAGUACAAGUGGUCGCGGAAUUCCGAAAGGAGACUCCAGCGAAACAUACAACAGUGCCUCAUACAGCCUCCAUGCAAAGACAGUUAUGAGAGAGGGGGGGUUAGGAAGCGAAUUUUAAUUCAACCAUAAAAAAAAAAAAAAAAAUGAAGAGAAUAAUAGUACCCGAUGAAACAAGGGAGAAUAUAAAAUGAACGGACUGGCACUGGUAGCUACAAUGAUAUCAAUAAAGUAACAUCUGCAAAUAUGUGUAGGAUGUUAUGAUAGUUUAUUUCAGACUCCUCUAGUCCCCUCUGAGUGUGUGGGACCCCUGCGCAGUUACCCCUAGCUGCACGGACUACUCCUCAGCACAGCAGAGGAUACUGAUUAUAAAUCAUAAUGCAGGUUGUGGAUGGGAAGGAAUAUUGCAUAUAACUGAUUCGGACAUGGAAUGGCAUCCCUUCCUAAGGCUCUUGUAACACUGUGAGUUUCCCUACUAUACAGCGUGCUCGGAAUAUUCUUUGCCUCUGUAAUGGAAAACCUUAUGUUGAGAACUAUAUUGUAUCCGUGUUGUCUUCUGUCUGAUGAACUUUAAACUGAUUUGAAGCCUAUUUGAGGAGACGUUUGUUCUUGUGUGGGGGGAGAUUUGUCACUUUCACUUCAUUUGACACAAUGCAAUCGGGUCAUUAAAUUGGUGUUUACGACUGGUGCAAGUGGAAGACUAAUCUUCCUGCAGGCUGAAGCAAUAUCGAUAAGAACAACAUGGCUGUUUAUUUUCCCGAAUAACAAGGAAGCACGCUGAAGGAAAAGCCUUGGUGUGACCUGUACGGCUCAACCCAGGUAAGUUUUUAAUACUACCUUUAAAAAAAAAAAAAAAAUAAUAAUUAUUAAAAUAAAAUUUAAAAAUCGGCACAGGACUGGAGGCCUUCGUUCAGGUGCUUCCUGAAUUUGAUUCAUAAUUAUCCAAAAUUACGUUGGUGUCUUUUUUUUUUUAAAGAGAGUGUUUUCAAGUCUGACACUGAAGCUGAGAUACAGUACACACAUUUUUACUUACUAGGCAGUGGCAAGUAAAAAAAAAAAAGGCUACAAGCAUACAAGUUCACAAAAUAUAUAUAUAUAAAAAAAGUUUACAAAAAUUGGUUAUACAUACAUAUAGCCAAGGCUGUUUACAGUGCAUAAACCACUGUGUUGAAAUAACAUUAGCACUGUUAGUUACCGAGCAUGGGAGUCAGCAAUCCACUCAACUUUUCCGAAUAGCCCUUCUCUGGGCAGGGGGUGGGGUUUGCAUUACCACUGGUGGGCAGGUGUAGAAAGACAGGCUAGGCUUUUCAGGAAGGGCCAGCUGGACUCGAAUACUGUGUUUAAAUCUGAGAGAGCACAACAACGCUUUACACGUGACUUGGGGUUUGAUGCAGCAAAAUUGUCUCAAACUAGGUCUCCUGGAACCAGGUCUCAAGCCACUGUUCUUGAAAAACAAAGUGGCAUAAUGUUCCCUCAGGUUAAGAUUGAAAUAAACCCAGAUCCUUAAUCUUAAUUCAGCACUCUAGGCCGAUUUAAUAAAAACUCAAAUUUUCACAGCUUCGUAACCUUACAAAACACAACUUACAGAAUUAGAUCUUUGCACCAUUUUUUUUUUUUAAAUAGAAUUUUCUGAGCAAAACAGCAGAACAAACAUAACCCACUCCCUAAAGAAAGAAAGACUAUACUUCUUAGCUAGUGCUGUAUGAUUCGGUAACCUUGUUGACAAGAACAUAAAUCUACAGUUCAUUUAAAAAUAUACAGUUUUAUUUAUUUUUUAUAAAGCAGGUUUAAGAAUAUUGGCUGUUGGCAUAAAACACAGUUUAAAAAAAAAAAAAAAAAAUUAAAAAUAACAAAAAUACAAAAAACAGCAUUUUAAAAAGCACCAAAACGAGCCCUAAUAGAAAAUGUCACUCUUAGCUGCAAUCAAAAAUGAAAUUGUGAGGCUGCAUUUAAAAUCCCUUUGCUCGGUGAAACUCGGAAUUAUUUAGCACCAUUGUUCUUUAUAUAAAGAAACAAACCUGAUUCAGUAUUAUUCAGUGAGGUUGGAAGUUUUAGUGCAGUUUCUGCAUGCAUGAGUGUGCGUUUAUCUGAAUGUGUGUGUGAGAGAGAGAACUACAGGAAUAAAUAUGACUCGAUGUUAAUGGACACGUGCGUAAUAAAACAGGCUUCAUGGAUCUUCUGUAAAUUACUGUUGGACUGCACAGUAACCCAAUAGCACCCUCUGCUGCACCAAAGCAGCGUUACAGUGAGGUUACAGUAGCAGUUUGAGUGUUUUCAGCUUAUGCAGUGAAAUGGGGUGAGGUAAAGGUACACAAGCACACACGCAAACACAAAAAAAGGUGCACUAAAACUGUGGUUUGACAGGAGAUGAUGUGUAACAGUAGGAGCCAGUUAUUGCACAUGUUAGGAACAUUUGCAUUUUAAAACCUGAAAUGUAGUUUUAGCAUUGCAGUCCUUCGUGUGAACAUUU
Molecule: messenger RNA, 4619 nt
Organism: Polyodon spathula (Mississippi paddlefish)
Lineage: Eukaryota; Metazoa; Chordata; Actinopteri; Acipenseriformes; Polyodontidae
Product: cortexin-1-like
Exons: 4
Coding region: 457-891 (144 amino acids)
Source: RefSeq, a predicted model, not a curated record